UUGUUUUCAGUUUACGCAUUCGAUUUACAGAAACGAAGUAGUGUGCUAAAGGUUAAAACACGUUUUAUGAGUUUAUUCGCGAUUUUUCUAUAUAAUAUCUCGAUCGAAGACUGCAGUAAUUGACCUAUAAUAUAUCUUAAUUAAAAACCUAGCGUUGAGAAUCGUAAAUAAUAAGUGAAUUAGUGUUUAAAUCAAUAUCGGUAGUGCUCUCUAAAGAAAUCCUUCGACACUGCAUAAAAUAGAUAAGCACCGACCCAUAGAGAAGUCAUUAGCAAGAAAAAACUGACAACAAAAACGGCGACUACCAAUCUCCUUGGUCGGACAAAAAGGAGAAAAAAAAAAUAAACCCAUCGACAAACCACAGUCCGUAAGACUUUAAACUGCAUGUGAUAUUAUUUAAAAAAAGUAUUUAUUAAAAGUGCAUUUAAAUUUGAAUUUAGAAUUCGAAAUACUCAACGGCUGUUACUAAACGGGCACAGAUUAAAAAUAUAGCCGGGCAUAAAGCAGAGCUGGAACGAAAGAGUUCGUAUGAUAUAGGAUCUGAUAAAAUUAAAAAAAUGAAAGACAACGUGAAACCGUGCCAACACAGUCUAUCACAGGACGUGAUCUACAAAGAAGUUGUUAUAAUUGGCAACGGCCCCAGCGGCAUGGUGACAUCAUUCAUGCUGGCAGGCAACGUGCCAUACCUCAAACAGAUACCUGAUGACCUGCCCAUAGACGAAAUGUUAAAAGCCAGAUUGUCAAAUCUGACCCCCGGACAGAGCCUGUACGAGGCUGACCUGAUGGAGCUGGCUGAAGGUCUGGAGGGAAGGUGUCAGAAUCCCAUACCGCUGCUGAUGGACAAUCUCCUCCGCCCUUGCGCAGACCUCGGCAUCCAAGCCGAUUCUCUGAUCGAAUGGCGCUACGAGGAACACAAGCAGAUCGACCACAUAGUGCUGGGCCGCGGUCCGCCGGGCGGCGCGUGGCACACGUUCCCCCCGGGGGUGCGGACUCUGUCACCGGGCGCGUGGCUCACGCUCCCCCCGCACGCGGACGCGGGGGCCGGCCGGCUGUCCGCCAGGGCCGUCGCCAAUUAUUGCAGGAGAUAUGUUCACGCUUGCAAAUUGCAGCGGUACUUCCGCAGCGGCGUGGUGGUGACGAACGUGUCCCGCGCCCCCCACACGCCGGGCCCGCCUUGCCCCGCGCCUAACUGUCCCACCGGCGCCAAGUACUACGUCACCGCUCGUGAGACCAAUGGUGGUCGUUCGUUCGUGGUGGCGUGCGCUAAGGUGGUGGUGGCGGCCGGUGGCGGCGACAGGCCCAAUGUGUUGCGUCACGUGACCCACGCGACACACGACCUCGCCAGCUUCGAGAGGGCGCUGCACUCGCUGCACGCGGAGUCGGUCCCGGCGCCGUCGGUGCUGGUGGUGGGGUCGGGCGUGAGCGCAGCCGACGCCGUGCUGCUGGCGCGCGCCGCCGGCCUCCGCGUCGCGCACCUGCAUCGCACCCCCGCCGACGCACUCGCGCGCCUCGACCCGCGCGCAUACCCCGACUACUGCACGGUGUACAAAAUGAUGUGCGACGGCCCGGAGGCAGAACAUCCCAACUACACCCCCUACCCUGGACACGUGGUGGUGGAAGUCACCCCCCUGGACUCCCCGGCGCCCUACUCCCUCCAGCCCAAGCUGGUCAAACUCCUCAACUUAAAAACAAACCUCACAAUGGAGCUCACAGUCUCCGUCAUCGGGGUGUUCAUCGGUUCAAAACCAGACCUAUUCUUCCUCCAAAAUAACGACUAUUGUGAUAAAAUAAUCAAAAGGAAACAUGAAGAGAAACAGUGCUUUCUGAAAAACCAUUGGACUUAUAUAAAAUCUAUGUUGGGACAGAGCAUACAGAGCUGCAAGUCUAGGUACUUGAACUAUACCGAAAUUAAUGGCAACGAUAGGAAGUGUUUGGUCGAAGACUGUAAUAAGCGCGAGGAGUGCCAGUGCAAGUUGAUUCCUUACUUUGACAAGUGCCAGUGUGACGUCAAUCCUUCAGAUGGGAUUGGAUUCGGUGUUGACGAGUACAAGCCGGUGGAGUGUCGCUCCAACCCCAUAGCGGUGGACAAAAGUACCCAUGAGGUGGUCAAAAUGUCCGGCGUGUACGCGCUGGGGCCGCUGACGGGGGACAACUUCGUCCGCUUCAUCCCCGGAGGGGCGCUGGCCCUCGUCUCUCACAUUCACAAGCGUUAAAUCACACAUUGACAGUUUUUUUUUUACAAUAAAUUAUUUUUUAUACCCGA
Manduca sexta (tobacco hornworm) is the source of this 2263-nucleotide messenger RNA. Its product is annotated as oxidative stress-induced growth inhibitor 1. The coding region runs from base 558 to 2213 and encodes 551 amino acids. Lineage: Eukaryota; Metazoa; Arthropoda; Insecta; Lepidoptera; Sphingidae. The transcript is spliced from 9 exons. The record is from RefSeq and is a predicted model, not a curated record.